UUUAAAUGGUUGUUUUCAGGUUUUAAAAGUUAAAACGGAGGUUUUCGGCAGAAAAAAAUAAUAAUGUGUAUUUGUUUUGGAUCAAAAUAACGCAGUAUUGCUGAUUACUAUAGCACAACUGUGGCAACAUGAGUAUGGAAGAUUUUAAUCCACGCGUAGAUGAGAAAAAUCUUCAGACAAUAAAUUUGUCCUCCUCGGACGAUGAAUCGGGUGCUUGUGGUUCUGCAGAAAGCACGUUGAAUGAUAAACCUUUGGAUAGCAGUGUUGUUAUAGAUGAUGAUGAGGGGGAAGAAAAAGCCAAGUUAAUUAAUGAAGUACUUGAACUUCAAAACACUCUUGAUGAUUUGUCUCAAAGAGUUGAUGCUGUAAAAGAUGAAAAUCUCAAAUUGAAAUCAGAAAAUCAGGUUCUUGGUCAGUAUAUAGAAAAUCUUAUGUCAGCAUCAAGUGUUUUUCAAGCAACUAAUGCUCCAACAAAAAAGAGGCAAGUUCCUUCCAGACCAAUCCGCAAGAAAUAAACCUUGACUAUUAAUUUUAUUUUACUUGUAAUGUACAUUGAAUUUGUAAAGUAUAUCUAAUAAAUCGUAAGCCAUCAGGUUCAGAUAAAUAAGAUUAUUCAUUGUUAAUAUUGAAUAUUGUAUU
Molecule: messenger RNA, 639 nt
Organism: Dendronephthya gigantea
Lineage: Eukaryota; Metazoa; Cnidaria; Anthozoa; Malacalcyonacea; Nephtheidae
Product: short coiled-coil protein B-like
Exons: 6
Coding region: 129-515 (128 amino acids)
Cellular component (GO): trans-Golgi network
Source: RefSeq, a predicted model, not a curated record